AUGCAGGAGUACGCUUCACAUGUCCCAUUACCCGAUUCCGAUCUCUCAAUCUCCGAACUUGGUUCCGAUGUGGAUUUCUCCGCAGGGCUAUCCAACUCUUCGAAAGGAUACGUUGACGUACAGAGCUGGCUCCCUGAGCCGUCAAAAGACUCUGUUCUCGGUCUUGCAGGGUCUCUUUUCGAAGCAACACUAGCCCUGUUCAUUACCCUGGCUCGUUGUUUGGCAGGCGAUAAAGACAUACCAAAUUACACGAUAGAAUCAAAAGAGCUGCUCAAGGGGGUUGAGCGGCUCUUCCUAUGGGGCGAUGGAUUUUCCGCUAGUAGCGGCCAGUUGGACGAUAUUUUAUCAAAGUCCAGCGAAUUGCAACAAACCGUACUCUCGACGUUAUACGAACUGGGUGUGACUUUGAGAAAUACAGCUAUACGGACAUGUUAUUCUUCUGGAAGUCACGGACCUCGCGGCUUAGAUGUACCCAUGCGAGAACUACAGGGGUUGUUAGAACAAACUUCGAUUCUCCUUUAUGGGUCAGACGGUUUAGAUGACAAGGACACGGUCUCAGAAAGUGGCUCUUCCACGAGCGAUUUAUCUGAAUGCAUCGAGGACAUCUCUACCUACAUCGAUUGCUUGAUGGACUUGUCCCUUGCCCUCGAAGAUCCAGUGGUUGAUGUCGAAACCGUCGAUGCCGCCAUCCCGAUCUUCCAAGAUCUCGAGACCUUUGAUGUAUCGUCUCCCCAAGCUUUGGCAUUCUGCCGCAAGAUCCGCGACCGGUUUCCCAAACUCGAGAAGUGGCUUGUGGAAAGACUAGGAGAGAAUAAUGCACGUCGAGCUUCAUCUUUGAAUGAGGCACGCGAUCGGUCUUUGGAUAUCGAGGCAAUCAUGUCUGAGAUAGCGAAGUGGACCAUUGAUGAACCAGAAGAGUCCGUAUUCCCCAGUGAGGCUCUCUUCUCAGACAGUCAGCCAAAGCCAACAGAAACGACCCGCUCGACUAAUCUAUCAAACUCUGUGUUUGACAAGUCGAAUCCUGACUCUUUUAGACGGCUUGCGCCUCCAUCAAAGCCAGCAAGACGAGUCACUCAUGUCCCAGCUAGCAAUGCGUCUUUUACAACUUUUGCGUCAUUCUCAACUAAAGCCUCAGCAAUUUCCGAAGAUCUUAGCCCAUACUCGUGUACAGUACGUACCUGCGACUCGGGGACCAAACUAUACAGUUCAACACGAACUUGGGUCGAGCACGAAGCCCAGCACCGACUGCAAGACUGGCAGGGUACCGAAUGCCCCUUCUGCGACAAACAGUCUUCCCUGAUGUCCCCACAAUCGUAUUAUAAGCACGUCGGCGAACAUCUUCGGGAGAUAUCUCUCGCGGCGCUACCGCAUAGCUCAGAUUCAGAUGUUGAGUCCUCAAGUUCAGACGACAAGUCGGAGGAUGGUGACGAUUGGGCAACAGUUCCCCAUUUUCCUGCCCCGUCUGGGACUCUCAAGCGAAAACGCCCUGAGCAAAGCAUACAAGAUCAAAUUGCUUUAGAGGCAAUGAGACAUGGACAGCGAAUUUUGGCGUCAAUGGAUGAAAGCGAUUAA
Molecule: messenger RNA, 1572 nt
Organism: Fusarium venenatum
Lineage: Eukaryota; Fungi; Ascomycota; Sordariomycetes; Hypocreales; Nectriaceae
Source: RefSeq, a predicted model, not a curated record